AUGGCGGCGCAAUGGACGCGGUGCCUCGUGCUCAGUCCGUCUAGUUUUUCCAGAGAUGUGUGGAGCAACCAUCACAUCAAUACUGGAAUCGGAGAACUUGGGACUUCAAGGUUCUUGCAGCCUCCAGCAAUACAAAGCAGAUUUGCAGCAACUCGAUCAUUCUUGCCUCAAGUCGACUUCAGAGCGCAUGCUCAAGCGUCAUAUCAACGACAGAACAAUGGACGCAUGGUCUCAGAGGGCCACGGUGACCAAUCAACCGAUCGAAGACCGAGGGAUGAAGUUCCCUCGUCAGUGAUUCCCGCCAAACGCUUACCAGAUGGAUUGUCAAAGAUCAACGGAAAGCUUAGCAAGUACGGUGGAGAAGAGGACGAGCUUCUCAAAAAGCGGUCGCCAAAGCACGGCAAGGCUUCCGGCGAAAAUAUCGAGAACAAAAUCCCAUGCAUAUGUUUCAUGACAGGCAAUCCGGAGUAUCGGAAAUGCACGAAGCGACACAAAUAUCUAAGUCAUCUGGCACGGCAUCUUCAUAGCCAUGAUGUAUACAUAUGUCAGAUGUGCUUUAGCAAAUUCGAUGGCGAAGGGAAGGAAGAGAACCUGCGAAAGAAGCAGACACAUCACUGUGUAAAGUUUUGUAAUGAUGGGAACUGCAAGCGUCACUGUGCGGAGAGGGACAAGGCUUUAUUCACUGACAACACUUGCAAGCAUCUUGUCAAGUGGCAAGAUCGCUGGAUUGAGCUGUUUCAGACUCAAUUCCCUGGAGUCGUCCUUCCACGACUUGGAACGAUGGACAGCUCCACGCCCGAUAUAAGAUCUAGGCAGAAUUCCGCCUCGACGCAAAUUGGCAUUUCCGACAGCCAAUAUCAGGCCAUUGAGCCUACAGGGAGAACUAGAAUCUUCACUCGUCAGAAUGGUGACGGAUCUCAGCCAACAGAUGAGGAUCAAAAGAACAGCACACACGCUGAUUCCGGGAGAACACAUCUUUCGAAUGAGCGGAGAGGUGUCCAGCCCGACUCGGCUCAAAACUCGAUGCCCACGAAUUCGGCAUCGAAGAAAGUCCCAACUGCGGAUCUCCAAAUCCUUGCGGACCGCGUGCAUUCUUUGGAAUCUGCUCUCGAUCGAUCUCUGGGUCGAGAGAAGGGACUUUUGUUGGAAUUGACGGAGUUGAAAAGGGGGAUUUCAAAGAUUUGA
This is a messenger RNA of Pseudocercospora fijiensis CIRAD86, 1185 nucleotides long. RefSeq lists its product as uncharacterized. The transcript has 2 exons. Lineage: Eukaryota; Fungi; Ascomycota; Dothideomycetes; Mycosphaerellales; Mycosphaerellaceae. The record is from RefSeq and is a predicted model, not a curated record. Bases 1 to 1185 code for a protein of 394 amino acids.